Molecule: messenger RNA, 1388 nt
Organism: Vigna unguiculata (cowpea)
Lineage: Eukaryota; Viridiplantae; Streptophyta; Magnoliopsida; Fabales; Fabaceae
Product: putative 2-carboxy-D-arabinitol-1-phosphatase
Molecular function (GO): phosphatase activity
Source: RefSeq, a predicted model, not a curated record
GAAAAUCACAACCACAACCUCAAACUCCUACUCACACUAUAUAGCGUUCCCUGCUUUGUGUUGUGUCAGUUAAGGGAAAAUGGGCGCUUCAGGGAUUAUCUUCUUGACCACACAUUUGUGCUCACCUUCCAAUUCUAUUUCCUUCCUUAGCCCAUGUCCACGGCCACUUCUCCCUCAACUUCGGACUUCGUCACGUGCUCUUCCUCUUACCCGAAUUCGCUCCUCAGUUUCAUCUUCUUCUGCUACUACUACCACUACUUCAGAGCUUACCCCAGAUAAACUUCCGACAAUUGAUUCUUCUGUAACUGGUGGUGCAUAUGAUUUCGAAAAAGCAACAACAUCACUAACGAAUGAGUUAAUCUCUUCACCAAAGAAAGUGAUUCUUUUAAGGCACGGUCUUAGCACUUGGAAUGCAGAAAGUAGGAUUCAGGGAAGCUCAGAUUUGUCUGUAUUAACUGAAGUUGGAAAAGAGCAAGCAGAAAGGUGCAAGAAAGCCUUGGAAAAUAUAUACUUUGACCAGUGUUUUGCAAGUCCAAUCUCUCGUGCCAAGCAAACUGCUGAAAUUGUAUGGCGAGGCAGGGAAAAGCCAUUGGUUUAUCUUGAUUCUCUCCGAGAGAUACCUCUAUAUCACCUUGAAGGCAUGACAAAUGUGGAUGCUAAGCGAAUAUAUCCCAAAGAGUAUACAAUUUGGAGAGAAGAUCCAGCCAAUUUCGUCAUGAAUGGUAGAUAUCCUGCACGAGAUCUCUGGAUAACUGCGAGAGAUUGUUGGAAGGAAAUGUUGUUGUCGCCUGGUGAAAGUUUUCUGGUUGUGACUCACAAAUCUAUAUUGAGGGCAUUAAUCUGCACUGCUUUAGGCCUUACCCCAGAGAGGUUUCGUUCAAUUGAUAUCAACAAUGGCGGAUUAUGUGUCUUCAACUUCAAUGUCAGAGGAGAAGCUAUGCUUAAGGGUUUAAAUAUGACAGCUCACAUGUACAGUGAUCAUGUCUAUCCUGGUUAGUUCAACCUACAUGCGAAAACAACACUUGCCAUUUUUAUCGGUAACUGGAAUGUACCAUGGAACAACAACAGUGAAGAUCUGAUGUGGAAUUUUUAGUUUUAAUUAUCUGAAAUUCCGAAUCUUUGGCAAGUGGGUGGAUCCAACCAGAAAGCAGGUUGAUUUUAUAGUAGGGGGUUUGAAUUUUCACACAGCCCUCUCUCCCUUUGAUAUAUAGACAUAUAGGAAUGGAACUUGAAGUAUAAUUUGAGAAAACUAAUUACGCGAUUUCCAACCUUCGUUGUAUGUAUGGAGUCUAUUCAAUCUCCUCAUUUUUCAAUAAAUAUUAUCUGAUGUCACGAUGUGCAAAUCUAGGGAACUCAUCAUUUUUUACGAGGAGUACUGUUUAAUGCUC